AAAACAAAUGAUUCACAUGUUAUCACAAAAUCAUCUACGGCUUUGUAAUGCUGAGCUCCGCUGAUAAUUAAAAAGACAAUAUCCGUCAACAAGAAUCCAUCCGUAACAAGUUCAUACGUUAUAAAACCAGUGUAAGUGUACUGUUUCUUAAUUGCCUCAAGGUAAAGUCUUCACAGUUUGAAUUGGUGUUUUCUCACAAAAUUCUUUAUACAUCAUAAACAUUAACUUUCUGAGUUAUUUAGAGCUGUACAUUUGAAUUCUAAAUUUGUUAUUCUUUCAGUAUUAUGCCCGCACAGCAAACUCAGGAUAUUGCUAUCGUUGGCGCAGGGGUGAUUGGACUUACAACAGCAUGGAUUCUAUGCGAUUUUGGAUUGGGCCCUCGCGUAAAGAUUAUCGCCAAGCAUACACCUGAAGAUCGAUCUGUUGAUUAUACUUCACCUUGGGCUGGUGCAAAUUUCUGCAGUAUCUCAGGUGGUGAUGAAAAAGCCAUACGAUGGGACAGGAUCACCUAUAAUCGUCUUGCUUACCUUGCAAACACUCGUAAAGAAUCGGGUGUGGUCUUUGCGAACCUUCGUGAGCUCUGGGAAUUUGAUCCUAACUUUGAAAAGAUCCGUUCUUGGACUUCUUAUGUUAAAGACUUCGAAGCUCUUCCUAAGGAAGAGCUACCGGAAAACUGUCUUUAUGGCCAUACUGGCACUACGUUUUUGAUAAAUGUUCCUCAAUAUUUAAAUUUCAUUUACAGCAUUUUGAAAGAUUCUGGAGUCACUUUUGUCAAAGAAGAAAUUAAACAUAUUAACGACGUUUUGCAUUAUGUUCCUAACCCGACCGUGGUCUUUAAUUGUCCAGGUGUUUGGGCUUCUACACUAGGAGGUGUAGAAGAUAAAGACGUGUAUCCAACUCGUGGUCAUGUUGUCUGUGUUGAUGCUCCUCACGUCAAGGAGACAAGACUUCGCCAUGGUACAAAUUCUGAUACCUACAUCAUUCCUCGUCCUUUCAACGGUGGUGUCGUUUUGGGCGGUUUUAUGCAAAAGGGCAAUUGGGAUCGUGAAAUUCAUCCUGAAGAUACUCAAGACAUUUUGAAGCGCACUGCUGAACUUAUGCCUGAACUUUUCCAUCACCAAGGUCCCGAGGCCGCAAAGAUCAUCUAUGAAGCAGUCGGCUUUCGUCCCUCCCGUAAUGGUGGUGCUCGCGUAGAAUUGGAUUCCCUUCCAGGUACCAAAUUCCCUCUCGUCCAUGAUUAUGGUGCAUCUGGUACAGGCUACCAGGCUGGGUAUGGCAUGGCUUUCGAUUCAGUGAUGUUAGCCCUUCCCUUUAUCAAUUUAGCUUAGUUUUUUAUCUAUAGUUGCUUUAUGUCUCACAUUGCUUUUCCGUUUACUUGGUUCUAGUUUUUGAUGACGUUCAUUUUAAGUUGUUAAAUUAGUAAUUUCCCUAUCC
Molecule: messenger RNA, 1434 nt
Organism: Schizosaccharomyces octosporus yFS286
Lineage: Eukaryota; Fungi; Ascomycota; Schizosaccharomycetes; Schizosaccharomycetales; Schizosaccharomycetaceae
Product: D-amino acid oxidase
Exons: 2
Coding region: 285-1328 (347 amino acids)
Molecular function (GO): FAD binding; D-amino-acid oxidase activity
Source: RefSeq, a predicted model, not a curated record